Messenger RNA from Trichoplusia ni (cabbage looper), 1006 nucleotides. RefSeq names its product phospholipid phosphatase 5-like. Gene Ontology annotation, molecular function: phosphatidate phosphatase activity. Gene Ontology annotation, biological process: phospholipid metabolic process. The record is from RefSeq and is a predicted model, not a curated record. The coding region runs from base 133 to 1002 and encodes 289 amino acids. NCBI's taxonomy places the organism in Eukaryota, Metazoa, Arthropoda, Insecta, Lepidoptera, Noctuidae. The transcript has a single exon.
AGGCACGGACAUUUUUAUUAUUGUUUCGACAUCUGUCACUUUAACUACUAUCAUUGCAAUAAUAUUUUUGUUGCAUGAUAUCAAAAUCAAGUGUAAACAAAUGGAUAAUCUAUUCCGAGUUUUAAUAAAGUUAUGUGGCCGGGAGUCCAGCACGUAAUAAAUAAUUUACUUUUCGAAAUAUUGUUGCGAGUGGUUCUUCUGGCAGUGGUGUGUGUAUGUCAGUUGAAGGCACAGCCACACAUGCGAUAUAUCAGCGAGGCUGAACUGCUGAACGAGUACAGGCGACCCCGACACGACUCCUACGUGCCAGCAUGGGCCACGGUCUUCUUUAUAGUUUUCGUGCCCCUCUUGUUUAUUUGUACCCCCUGUAUAUUAACGAGAAACUACGUAGACAUUACACAAGCCCUGCUGGGGUGGACACUAGCGCUUACAAUAAACGCAGUAAUCACAGAAUCUGUUAAACUGAUAGUGGGACGACCUCGGCCAGAUUUUUUCUACCGCUGCUUUCCGAACGGGAAGAUGACGCCUGGACUGCGCUGCACUGGCAACGUGUACGACGUGAUGGAUGGCAGGAAAUCUUUCCCCAGUGGACACAGCAGCUUUUCAUUUUGCUCACUAGGAUUUUUGAGUUUUUGGCUUUGUGGGAAGUUGGGAACUUUGUCACGAAAUCGAGGCCAGAGUUCGGGCAUAGUUGUUUGUUUGGCUCCGCUGAUGAUAGCUGGAAUAGUAGCUUUGAGCCGCUGUUGCGACAAUCAUCACCACUGGCAAGACGUUUUAGCGGGAGCUUUAUUGGGUUACACGACAUCAUACUUUUGCUACAACCAGUACUACCAGCCUUUAGACUCGGCGUGGUCGGGUGACCCCUAUGCGGUUAAUAUCGACCACGAGUUUUUUAACUCAUGCAACGAAACGGAAUGUUGCACCAAAGACCUUAAAGAUGUUUGUCUUAUGCUACAUCUAUGUAGCAAGAGAACUUUAGAAGGCAAUAAAAAAGUCAGCUGAAUAA